Messenger RNA from Saccoglossus kowalevskii, 1251 nucleotides. RefSeq names its product creatine kinase S-type, mitochondrial-like. Gene Ontology annotation, cellular component: mitochondrion. Gene Ontology annotation, biological process: phosphocreatine biosynthetic process. The record is from RefSeq and is a predicted model, not a curated record. Gene Ontology annotation, molecular function: creatine kinase activity. Lineage: Eukaryota; Metazoa; Hemichordata; Enteropneusta; Harrimaniidae.
AUGGCUUUCAUUAACCGCAUGAUGCGUAAAGUACCAAAGAAGACAGUAUUAGCCAUUGCUGCAGCCACAGCAGGUACAGCUGGUGUCAUCUACAUUACUCAGAAAAAUAGUGUAGAUGCAGCUAGAAGGAACACUUUGUUUCCUGCAUCAUCUAACUACCCUGAUCUGCGCAAACAUAAUAACCAUAUGGCUAAAUGUUUAACACCAGCAAUUUAUGCUAAGUUGUAUGACAAAGCUACUCCCAAUGGUUGGACCUUAGAUCAGUGUAUUCAAACUGGUGUUGAUAACCCAGGACAUCCAUUCAUCAUGACAGUUGGUGCAGUAGCAGGAGAUGAAGAAAGCUAUGAGGUAUUUGCUGAUCUGUUUGAUCCAAUAAUUGAUGAGCGUUUUAAUGGAUAUCCAAAACAUGCUAUCCACCCAACUGACAUGGAUGCUUCUAAAAUCAGGGGUGGAAUGUUUGAUGAGAAAUAUGUGUUGUCAUCAAGAGUACGUACUGGUCGUUGUAUCCGUGGAUUAAGCUUGCCGCCUGCAUGUAAUCGUGCUGAACGUCGGGAAGUAGAAAAAGUUUCUACUGAUGCAUUGAACAGUCUCAGUGGUGAAUUCAAGGGACAAUAUUAUCCACUUGGUAACAUGACUGAGCAGCAACAACAACAACUUAUUGAUGAUCACUUCUUAUUUGAUAAACCAGUAUCUCCAUUAUUGACAUGUGCUGGUAUGGCACGUGAUUGGCCUGAUGGUCGUGGUAUCUGGCAUAAUGACAAGAAGAAUUUCCUGGUUUGGGUCAAUGAAGAAGAUCAUACUCGUAUCAUUUCAAUGGAAAAAAGUGGUAAUAUGAGACGUGUAUUCCAGCGUUUCUGUGAUGGCAUCAACAAGGUUGAACAAGCUAUUCAAGAUAAAGGAUGGGAAUUCAUGUGGAAUGAACAUCUUGGCUAUAUUUUAACCUGUCCAUCUAACUUAGGUACAGGAUUACGUGCAGGUGUUCAUGUUAGAAUACCAAAACUGUCAAAGCACCCUCGUCUUGACGAAAUCUUGGACAAUCUGCGUCUUCAGAAACGAGGUACUGGUGGUGUUGAUACUGCAGCUGAGGGUGAUACCUUUGACAUCUCAAACAUGGAUCGACUUGGCCAGUCUGAGGUUCAACUGGUACAGCGUGUUAUUGACGGAGUUGAUUUGCUGAUUAAAUUGGAAAAACAACUAGAAAAAGGAAAGCGAAUUGACAGCAUGAUACCUAAACCUAUAUCACGGUACUAA